UAGUCCAUUUGUUUGGCCGGGACAAAGCAGGGGGAGGCUGUAAAGGUUUGCUCGCCGGCGGACGGGGGUGUUGUGUUGUGAUGGGUGUUUUCUCAGCGCUCGAGGAAACUGCAUCAGUGUGCGUUCUCCAGCCGGGAGAGCAGAGCAGCAUGGACUCACGCCGGAUUAAUCUCCUCGUCGGCGUUUUAUUUAUUCCUGUGUUUACGGCCGUCGUACUUUCUUGAGCCCUGAAUGCGGACGAGGAGCACUAUGCACUCCAGAGCCAAGUCCCGGAGCUGUGAUAACUACCUGAGCAUAAAGGACUCGGAGUCGCUGGACCGCUGCAUUCAGAGCGUGCUAUCGGCUCUGUUUCCUCCGUUCAGCGCCUCGGCGGCCACCGUCCUAUGGCAGCUCUUCAGUGUAGUGGAGAGACAGUACCGAGGAGACGGCCUGCGCUGCUUCAUCGACUUCCUGCUGCCCGCCAAAAGAAUCCUGCAGACCAUAAAACAGGAGUCCUGUCUGCGAUUCAAAGGCCUGUUGCUGUACCAUGAGGGAUGGCCGCUGUGUUUGCAUGAAAAGGUGGUUCUGCAACUCGCCCCCUUGCAUAAAGUACGUCUACGGCAGGGAGAUUUCUACCUGCAGGUGGUACCCUUAGGCCGCAAAGCUGCCAAGCUGGUCAUAAAAUGCCUGUCAGGGAGCGGGCAAGCCAUCACGGAGAUCCCUGUGGCCGAGAGCAUGUACGGAAACGUGUUCACGCCCGACUUCUUGCAGAAUGUAGCGCGUGAACGCAACCUGCACCCUCUCCAGAACUGCCUCCUCAGCACUGGCGCCGUGGUUUAUCGAACGCCCUGGAAGAACGUGGUCAAUCCUUUGUUUGUGACCAACACCGCCGACGCAAUCAUGCAGGCGCGGAGCAACGGCGGGACCCUUCGGGGGCAACUCAGUACCUGCAGCACCCAUGGAUCCACUGGAACGCUCAGUUCAAGAGACUCCCUGGGUGCCGAGUCCACCGUGUCGGAACCAGUUUUCAGCCGCAGCCUCACAGACAUGGGCAUCAGCUCCCUGCACCCGGAGGACUCGCCCUUGCAAAAGAGUCCCAACUCCCUUCCCCAGACGCCCAUCUUGGGCAGCCCGGAUCAGGGAUGCAUCCGAAGCGGAAUCAGCCACAAAAUCCUCUCAUUUAGUACGGACCUUAGCAAUCCCGGCCUUCGCAAGCGGCAUCCCAGAGACUCGGCUGCUUUUGAGUCGCGCCGGCUUUUCCGCAAGUCCUACAUGGAGGCUUUGCAGAACCCUAUGAACCUUGGCUCCAGCUCCGAAUCAAUACUUGAGGAAGGGAUUGAGUCGGAGCCGGGAGCGCGUCGCGGCUCUGGCCCGAAAGAGCUAAUCCCACGGAGAAUCUGUGUUCGUGGGUGGCUGGGGGGAGAUGAAUCUUGCAACAAUUCUCCUGGCAUCCAUACAUCCAAGAGCGCCGAGCUCAGUCCGGGCGAGAGACGCUCCAAAUCACUUGAACGUGCCAACAAGGCCUUGCAGGUUAAAGGCCACCGGGCUCGGUCAUCUUCCGGUGGAUCCGGUAGUGGCCUUCCCAGGAAACUUAUGAAUGGUUAUGCAUUUCGUUUUGGAAAAUUGGACUUGGAGGCGGCCUUUCCCGGCACCGACAAACGGAGCAACAAAGAGAACUCAGGUGUCUCCGAGGACGGGGAGGAGUGUGUUCAGUGCUCAGCGCCCCCUGCUGUCUGUUCCUCAUCUCUCUCGUCUCUCAUCACUGAGGUCAACCAGGAUCUGCUGACCUCUGGCGCUCUCACGCUCCCCGGGAACCAGGACCGCGGCGGCAGGGCUGUUCUUCAGGUGAUCAGCAGGAAUCAGGUCUGGACGGAUGCUCUCUUCAGCUCAGAGCAGGUCUGCCAGCUUCUGUGUUAUUUCUGCGGGAGGCUGAGGAGAGAGAAGCGAGGUCUGGGUGUGACGGUUCUCGUGGACGCUCGCGGUCAGCCCGUCUCCUCGGUGCUCUUCAGCGCUCUGUCUGAGCUUCAGGUGAGGAGCUUCACCAUGCCAUACAAGAAGGCUCUCGUACCCAAUGCACUUUACUCAGUUUUGAUUCUGGCCGACCGAGACGGGGCAGUGAAAGUGGAGCGAGACGUCUCGGUUCCCGUUGAAGUCCUGACGUCUCUGAAAGCUCUGCAGAAGCACAUCGAGCCGUCGCAGCUCACCGGAGACUUCGACGGAUCCUUCUCCUACGAGCACGGACACUUUGUUCACUUCAGACAGAAAAUCGGAGCGUUUGCGGCGAGCUGCAGCGCUGCCAUCACGUCCCUUCAGAGCUCCAUCGAGACGCUGAACAACAUCAGCAGCCUGGAGACGUCUGAGGAGGUGUCCGACGUCAUCCGCCGGCAGAAGAGUCUCAUGAAGAGCGUCCUGGACGACGCCGAACUCAACCGCCUGCGGCUGGAGGGCGGCACUUUCCUCGCCCGCAUCCGGAAAGAGGAGAUGUGUGAGAACGAGAACUACAGGGACGCUGUGGACCAGGUCAGUGCUCUGUAUAACCAGCUGGAUGAAGAGGUUCAUAAGCUGGUCAUUCUGUCUAAUAAAUCCCUGCAGCAGCUGGAGAAGCUCCUGGAGCUGCGCGUCUUACAGCAGAGACACCAGGAGGUCAAGAGGUGGUUCUAUGUGGAGAGCGAGAAGCACUUGGCUCCUCUGGACUCCUACAGUCUCUCUCUGAGCUCUGUUCAGGACCUGAGACAGAGUCUGGCCCAGUUCAUGGACGAGUCCAGCGAACAGCAGAAGAAAGCAGCAGCGUUACUGAGGGAGUCUGAAGCUGGUCCUGCUCUUCUAGAGGUCAAAGAGCACAUCAGCUCCGUCCUGCAGCGCAGCGAAACACGCAAACAUGAGCUGGACAUUCUGCUCAAUCUCUACGAGUUCUACGAAUCGGCGAAGCAGUGGAUGCUGCACUGUCAGGAGUACUUCUGUCGUCUGAGGCUGGACCGAGACGCUCCGGGUCUGACCCCCGGCGUGCUCCAGGUCCUGCAGGACUACCACGGCGAGGCCACCAAGUUCUCUCUGGAGAACUUCAGCUCUCUGAACCAGACUGUGCUGAAGCUGAAGAGCGAGAGAGAGCAGCAGCGCUGGAGCAGCGUCUGGCAGCAGUGCCAAGAAACCAGACGGCAGCUGGAGGAGACGCUGAGCGCUUACGUUUGUGUCACAGAGAGCGUGUCGAGUCCUGAGGAGACCCCGACCGGACCGGACCCGUCCGCGGCUCCCGCCCUGAGCUCCUCUUCCUCGCCGGCGCCGUGUUUCGAGGACGAAGACGAGAAGUCGGCUGCGUUCUCCAGAAGCGCGUUCCCGUUCGAGGACACGGACAGCGACUGCACCGUCGACUCGUCCGCCUCGUGUCACUCGGAGCCGCUGCAUUCCCCGGCGGCCCGCCUCCGCAAGCAGCCGCUCAAGAAGAUCAUGAAGAAGACGCUGAGCUCGGAGCUGGUGGCGCGGGACAGAGCUCGCGGCGGCUACAGCGGCGUCUGCAUCCGAGGACUGGAGGUGUCCAACAGCGGCCCGAGUCCGGCGCUGAGCCGAAGCCGGAGCAUGUCGUCUCCAUCUCCUCAGAACAGACCCGGCCACACAGACGCCAAGAGACACAGCGGUAAAAUCCAGCACAUCAUGGACGAGAUGAUCUCCACCGAGAGAGAGUACGUCAGGUCCCUCAGCUACAUCAUCCAGCACUACUUCCCUGAGAUGGAGCGCCUGGAUCUUCCUCAGGACCUCCGGGGGAAGCGCGGCAUCAUUUUCGGGAAUCUGGAGAAGCUGUGCGACUUUCACAGACAGUACUUCCUGACGGAUCUGGAGAGCUGCUCUCAUUCGCCGCUGUCCAUCAGCGGCUGCUUCCUCAAACACGAGGAGCAGUUCGGGAUGUACGCCCUGUACAGUAAAAACAAGCCUCGCUCAGACGCCCUGCUCACGAGCCACGCUAACAGUUUCUUCAAGAACAAGCAGGUGGAGCUGGGCGACAAGAUGGACCUGGCCUCGUACCUGCUGAAGCCCAUCCAGAGGAUGAGCAAGUACGCUCUGCUCCUGAAGGACCUGAUCAAGGAGUGCGCUCAGUCUCAGGAGCAGGAGCUGGCCGACCUCCGAACCGCCGAGGAGAUGGUCAAGUUCCAGCUGCGCCACGGGAAUGACCUGCUGGCCAUGGACGCCAUCCACGGCUGCGACGUCAACCUGAAGGAGCAGGGUCAGCUUCGCUCUCAGGACGAGUUCAUCGUUUGGUGCGGCCGCAAAAAAUACCUGCGGCACGUUUUCCUCUUCGAGGACCUCAUCCUCUUCAGCAAGACCAAGAAGAUCGAAGGAGGGUACGACAUCUACAUCUACAAGCAGUCCUUCAAGACGGCCGAGAUCGGGAUGACGGAGAACGUGGGAGACAGCGGCCUGCGCUUCGAGAUCUGGUUUCGCCGAAGAAAAUCGCAAGACACCUUCAUCCUGCAGGCCGCUUCCGGAGAGGUGAAGAACGCCUGGACCGCCGUCAUCGGGAAGAUCCUGUGGAGACAAGCCUUAAGAAACCGAGAGCUGCGGAUGCAGGAGAUGGUUUCCAUGGGGAUUGGAAACAAGCCGUUCAUGGACAUUAAACCCAGCGACUCCGCCAUCAGCGACCGAGCCGUGGACUACAUGAAAGGAUCAGAGUCCCGGACGCGAGCGUCUGUCGCCGUGUCCUCGUUCGAUCACUCGAUCACGCCGUUUAAGAGACCUCACUCCACCAUCUCUAACAGCAGCUCGUCGUCAUCCAGCAGCCAGUCGUCGUCCUCUCUGCUGAGCUCCCUGAACCUGUCUCACCCGACUCACCCCGCCCUCAGCCACUGGCCCUACGCCUGCAUCGAGGAGGACGAGCUGGAGCACGACAUCAGCCUCCAGACCUCCCCGCGAGCGUCCAGCAUCAUCCGGCCUUACUGAUGGAGAGCUACACCAGCGACGGAGGCUCGUACCUGUCCACACCGUCCCCGUCUCCACCCAAAGACACGUCCUCCAUCCUCUACCACAAAGAGCAGGAGCUGAGCCGAGAGAUCAUCACAGCGGUGAGAGAGACCUUUAGCAGACGUACCACAUCUAACCCUAACAGUGCACCAGCUGUGAAGCGUUGGGAAACAUCUCUUCAUUUCUUCAUUUCGUCGUUUCACAGACCGACCGCAGCGCAGAAUAAAAGUCCUCGGCCGGAUCUACGCGAACUCCUCCUGAGACGUCUCAAAGAGUUGAACGAUUCGAGUCCCGCCACUACUAAUACAACCCAGACAGGACCGAGUCCGAAUGUUUACUACGAAAUUAAAAAUAAAACCACAGUCGUGAAAAUCAAAAAUUGAAUUUUGUAAUUUAUUAAAAUGCUUCCCUGCUCACAGAAAUAAUAAUAAAGAAAAAACGAAAUAACAUUAAUUCAUUUUGAAUUACAUUAAUUCAGUAUAUGAAUGUGAAAAUAUGUACAAAGAAAUAAUAUCCAGCUUUACUGCUAAUAAAUCAUAAUAAAGAAAAAAAGAUGUCA
Messenger RNA from Puntigrus tetrazona (Sumatra barb), 5488 nucleotides. RefSeq lists its product as uncharacterized. Gene Ontology annotation, molecular function: guanyl-nucleotide exchange factor activity. Lineage: Eukaryota; Metazoa; Chordata; Actinopteri; Cypriniformes; Cyprinidae. Bases 232 to 4908 code for a protein of 1558 amino acids. The record is from RefSeq and is a predicted model, not a curated record. The transcript is spliced from 24 exons.